Messenger RNA from Lodderomyces jiufengensis, 1392 nucleotides. RefSeq names its product RTA1 domain-containing protein. NCBI's taxonomy places the organism in Eukaryota, Fungi, Ascomycota, Pichiomycetes, Serinales, Debaryomycetaceae. Bases 1 to 1392 code for a protein of 463 amino acids. Gene Ontology annotation, cellular component: plasma membrane; fungal-type vacuole. The transcript has 2 exons. The record is from RefSeq and is a predicted model, not a curated record.
AUGGAAAAUCUUGCUUCAAUAACUGCCUGGUCUCCAACAACUACAGCUACAUCAACAACCUUAUCGUCUGUUCCAUUAACGGCAGCAUCCGCAUUACAAUCACUGCUUUUACAAGCUGUUCAUACAUUAACUUCAAAAGGGUCUACUAUAAAUAAUGAAGAUUAUAUCUCCGCUUCAAGAAUAAUUAGAGGAGCUCAAGCUUCAUUAAGUAUUAUUCUGGCUGAACAAGUAAUAGCCACCGCAACUGAUGACGCAACAAAAUCAAGAGCAACACAAUUGAUUUGGCAACUGACCGAAAACUUACUAAAUUUGGUUCGUGAAGAAAAUGUUUAUGAUAUUGACAGAUUAAAUAGACCUGCUAAUAUCAUCUUCUUGGUCUUAUUUGCAAUCACUUUUUUAUAUUGUAUUUUGAUAGUUUAUAAAUCAAGAUAUUGGUGGUUCAAUAUUGCAUUUGUCUGCGGUACAGCUUUGGAAUUCUUAGGAUACUUAGGAAGGGUGCUUAGUUUUGGAGAUAUGAGUGACUUCAACUUUUAUUUACUACAGUUGAUAGCUCUUACCAUUGCUCCGGCAUUUCUCAUGGGAGGAAUUUACUAUGUUUUUGCUUUGUUAUGUGUUAUAAUGGGUCGAAAAUUCAGUUUGUUGAAACCGCUCGUGUAUAGCUAUGUAUUUAUUGCAUGUGAUGUAAUUAGUUUAGUAAUUCAAGCAGUAGGUGGAGGGAUUGCUGCUGUUGCUGCUCAAAAUUAUGAAAGUGCACACGCUGGUGAAGCAAUUAUGGUUACUGGUAUUGCAUUUCAAGUUUUUUCAAUGUCAAUUUAUUUAAUCUUAUGGUUCAUUUUUCUUUGGAAUAUCUUCUUCAAAGUAGAUAUAUUGGAUAGUCAACAGAAAUGGAAACCGUCUAUCAAAAACUUUUUAAGAUUAUUUUUCAAUACAUCAGAAGCUCAAAAGUACAAAGAAACUCAAUUAGAGCACAAUUACAAUCCAAAAUUCAAGAGUAUUAGAAAUCGUCCAUUAUUCAAUUAUUACCCAUUGGCAAUCACUAUAGCAGUUGCUACAAUUUAUAUCAGAUGUAUUUACCGUGUUGUCGAAUUAGCUCAAGGUUUUAGAGGUUACUUAAUUACACAUGAAGUUUACGUUAUGGUAUUAGAUGCUACAAUGUGUUUUAUUACUUGCUUAAUAUUCAUGCCAUUCCAUCCACAAAUUGUGUUAGGUUCAAAUAAUUUAAUUAGAUUAAAAACAAUUACGAAAAAUGAAGAUGAGAAACAUCAAUUAGGUGGUUCUGCUUUAAACGAUGAGGAAAAGGCUUUUGAUAAAGAUUCAAAUGAUGAAACGUUUUCAAAUACCCCAGUUCAAUCUAAUGAGCAAAAAAUUGAUAAGAAUAAAGAAUUAUUAUAA